AACCCAUAGACGGUUGAAGGGAAUCUACAGAAGACAGGCAGAAAGGUGGAAAUUGAGUAAGGUCAACAUGUUUCACCAUUCUCACUUUGCAUAGAAAACAGAGUUCGUUUGAAGUUCCAUCGCUCAGUCUUUGGCUCUGUGGUUGAAUCCCAAAAUCUUUUGCUCGCCUCAACGCCUUGCUAUGUCACCAGUAUUGGCGUUGCUUCUCACAAGCAUUUGUUGUUGAUCGGUGAGACUGGAGCAGGCAAAAGCACCUUGGGGAAUACCAUCCUCCGCAGAGAAGCCUUCCAAGUAGGGCAUGACUUGAAGUCUUGCACCACUAGAAGCCAGACAGAAAGUGGCAAACUCUUCGGACAUGACGUGACCAUAGAGGUCACAGACACAGGAGGUUUGGGCGAUUCAGAGGGUCGUGACGAAACCUUUGUGAAAGAUGUGGCUGAUCACGUCAGGUCGCGGGGGGGGUUCGAUGGAAUCCUUUAUGUGCACAAUGCCUGUGUGCCUCGAAUCACCAAAGGAGCACAGAAUGCGAUGUUGGAAAUGCUGCACACAUUGGCUGAUGAUGCCAACCGUGCCAACCUUUGGCAACACUUUGGCAUUGUGCUGACACAAUGUGCAGAGUAUCAUUUCCUGUACACGUCCCAAUUGCCAAGAGAGCUGCGCUGUCGAUUUGAAGAGCUGGACUUUGAUGUUCCUGUCUUUUGGUAUGUGCAGGACAAAAGUACCAAGGAUAGAGUCUUAAGUGCCAUCUCCAGCAUUCUGGGGAUGAAAGGCUUUGAGAAUCAAAUCACCUCUUGGGUGCAGACCUUGCCAGUUCGCUUCACCAUGCCGACCGAGACCAAGAGAGAGGAGCUCAAGCGGAAAUUUGAAGAGAAUCAGCAGAAAGAGUUGGAGCAGAAGCGACGCAGUCAGGAGCUUCAGGAUCGAGUUCGACAGCUUGAGCAAGAGAAGAGCUACCAAGAUCAGCAGAGCGGUUCGCAGACGCAGCGCAUUCAAGCUCUUGAAGGCAGAAUUCGACAACUCGAGCAAGAGAGGAGCUAUAGUGGUGGCAGUUCUGAGAGAUAUUCGGGAAGUAGUGGCUGUUUUGCAAAGGACUCCUUGGUGAAUGUCCAAGGAAAAGGCACUCUCCCGUUGUAUCAGGUCAAGGUGGGAGACAAGCUGGCUACUGUGGGUUCCAAUCCGUAUGUAGAGGUUGUGGCAUGGAUGCACCAUGACUUGCAGGUGAUUGGAGAGGGAGUGGAGAUUGUCUCUGAAGCUGGCACUCUCCGACUCACCUCUGAUCACUUGGUCUUUGUGGAAGCCGACGACAAGAGAGUGGCGGUUCCCGCACAGGAAAUUCUUGUGGGUGAUCGCAUCAUUGGAGCCAAUGGAACAGGCAAUGUAAGCGCAGUGGCCAGAACACAUAUGCAUGGCUACAUGUUGCCUUUGACUACAUCAGGUGAUUUGCUGGUAGAUGGAAUAUUGGCAUCCUGCUACGGUCAAGUUGGCCCGUUGUCCCACAGCACCAUCAAUGGCAUCAUGGCAUCACUUCGUUCUACUGCCUUUCCACCGUGGCUUCGCCCACAAACAGACGAAGCAUGGAGCAAGUAUGCCAUCUAUUUCAAGAAACUGCUGUGGCUUUUGCGGUUGCAGUAAAUCCGUAGAUGGUUUAGAUGGAGCAUGUUGCUUUGUUACUGCCUCUUGACGACACAGCGCAGCACUUCGCAGGAUAGUAUUUCAAGAAAGUGGCAUUUUCAGGAGGGUCCACUGAUUCCAGUACAGGCUGUAACAGACGAUCAGCGGGGUCAGUGGAUUCAGUGAUUUGGCUUUUUCACAGUCUUUGCAGCCAUUCUCCCUUUGAAACCAUGAUAGGUGUCAGUGAAGGGUGCAACGGCGGCAAAGAGCCUAUCCUGAAAGUAACAGAGUCGAGGAAUAAAGAUGUUG
This is a messenger RNA of Durusdinium trenchii, 1920 nucleotides long. NCBI's taxonomy places the organism in Eukaryota, Dinophyceae, Suessiales, Symbiodiniaceae. The record is from the annotation of a GenBank genome assembly.